CGUGCAAAGCUAACGCUCCACCAUUUAGCCCACCUGUCCACCUCGAGAUUUAGCAAUUUAUCAAACAUUAGUGUGUAAAGUUGGUGCUGCAUACCGCAGGGGAUAUGCCCUCAUUGAAUUAAAACACACGCCUCACAAAGAAACGUUGCUCCACUGUACAGAGUAGCCCCGCAGACAUGUCUGGAGUUAAAAGGAAAAUUGAAGGCAUCGAUCCUGACUAUGAGGACAUUUCUCUUGUGCAAAAUAGCAAGAGAAACAAAGCCGUUGAACAUAAUGCUAGGGAGGCAGCAGUACAGAAGAUUGACACCAUAAUCAGAGAGCAGUUUUCUUUGGAGAUGAAGAGCAAAGAACACGAGAUAGAUGUCAUCAGUCAGCGACUCAAUGAAGCCAGGAGGAUGAUGGACAAGCUUAGGGCGUGCAUAGUUGCCAAUUACUAUGCCAAUGCUGGGAUGACAAAGCUCACAGAGCAUGGUUCUAAGAGUGACCCUGCAGUGCUGAACCAUCCAGCCAUCCGUCGUUUCCUGGAGUCCCCAUCCCGUUCCUCUUCCCCUCUCAACCAGGGUUCUGAGACUCCUUCUUUGGCUCAGUCAGAGUCCGAGUCCCUGUCACAGCAAGGAGAAGGAUCUGAGAGGGAUGUAGAGGGAGCAUGGAGAGAGGAUAGCAGUAAGCAGGAGCGCAGACCUGGACGUAAUACAGGCAAAGACACUUUUGGUGUGCCAUCAUCUGUGGGAGCAGAUCAGAGGGUGACUUACCACUCAACUGGAGACGAAGCUUCUAGACUGUAUGCAAAGAAGACAAUCGUAGUGGGGAAUGUAUCCAAAUACAUUCCCCCUGAUAAGCGGGAAGAGAAUGACCAGUCUACCCAUAAGUGGAUGGUGUAUGUCAGAGGCUCCAGGAGGGAACCAAGCAUAGACCACUUUGUAAAGAAAGUCUGGUUCUUCUUGCAUCCAAGCUACAAACCCAAUGACCUGGUGGAAGUCAGGUUUGUUCCAGUCUAUUUUUCUUUCUAA
Molecule: messenger RNA, 1010 nt
Organism: Solea senegalensis (Senegalese sole)
Lineage: Eukaryota; Metazoa; Chordata; Actinopteri; Pleuronectiformes; Soleidae
Product: YEATS domain-containing protein 2-like
Exons: 7
Coding region: 177-1010 (277 amino acids)
Biological process (GO): chromatin remodeling; regulation of transcription by RNA polymerase II
Cellular component (GO): NuA4 histone acetyltransferase complex
Molecular function (GO): histone binding
Source: RefSeq, a predicted model, not a curated record